This is a messenger RNA of Eutrema salsugineum, 465 nucleotides long. RefSeq lists its product as uncharacterized. The transcript has a single exon. Gene Ontology annotation, molecular function: zinc ion binding. The record is from RefSeq and is a predicted model, not a curated record. Lineage: Eukaryota; Viridiplantae; Streptophyta; Magnoliopsida; Brassicales; Brassicaceae. Bases 1 to 465 code for a protein of 154 amino acids.
AUGGAGAAAAGUCAGAGUUCUGGGUCGGUUUCGAGCAACAAGCUGAGUCGAGGUGGUCCUGUCUGUAAGUGUGGGAGGUCGACAACAAUGCUGAAGGCAUGGACGAAUGAAAAUCCAGGUAGAAGAUUUUUUAAAUGUGAUGCACAUGGAUUUGUUGCUUGGGCUGAUGAAGAAAAGCCUUACGGCUGGCAGAAGAUGAGCUUACUAGAGGCACGGGAUGAGAUUCGUCAUAACAAAGAAGAAAUCAAGUUGCUUAAGGAAUCUGUGAAAGCACUUACCAACCAAGCCAUGAGUGAGACAACAACAGCUGCAACUUCGGAUUCAAGGAUCGAAGAAGAGAAGAAAAAGCUUGAGUAUGAAAUCAUGGUCUCAAAAGAGAGAGAGAAGAUGAUGCGGCAAUUCAUUAUUAUCUCAUGGGAUGGUUUCAUUAUUGUGGUAGGAAUGUUUCUUGCGAUCAAAAAGUAG